UGAAUAAAAAGGUGGUUCUUCUCUGCUUCACUCGCGACUCCAACUCAAGUCUGGUCUGCGCAUCGAAGAUCUGCUCGCGCCUCUCGUCGUUUUCGCCUCUGAUCUUCACCAAGAUUACUUAGUUGGAAUUGGAGAUGCCUUAUUGCGUAUCGCUUGUUUGGAAAAUUGGAAGAAGUACCAUGUAAUUGAUGAUUGAUGAUCACCAACUGGGCAUAAUAGCCAAUGUUCUUGGCAUGUUCAUAUUUCUCCUGGUGAUUGCUUAUCAUUACGUGACGGCAGACCCAAAAUAUGAAGGCCACUGAGAGUGAGAAUAUGGUAUCGUAUCUGCUAAUGGAGACACCAAUUGAACUCCAAAAAGACCUAGUUGAUACAUGUAUCAUUGAAUUUUGUUAGCACUUGAACUUUCACUACUACCUUGGCAUUUAUCCGCUUCCUAUUAUGCCCUCUCCCUUCUAAUUCCAUAUGCACUUGUCUGGGACUUGUAUACAGAUCAUAAUGUAGCUCAAAGUACUUAAUGUUAUCUGUAGAAUUUCUUCGAACCAAUCAUUUCCAAAUCCUAAACAUUGUAGCAAACUGCCAGCAUGUACUAUGGCAAGUGUUGAAUUCA
Rosa rugosa (rugosa rose) is the source of this 607-nucleotide messenger RNA. Its product is annotated as dolichyl-diphosphooligosaccharide--protein glycosyltransferase subunit 4A-like. The transcript has 3 exons. The coding region runs from base 189 to 302 and encodes 37 amino acids. The record is from RefSeq and is a predicted model, not a curated record. NCBI's taxonomy places the organism in Eukaryota, Viridiplantae, Streptophyta, Magnoliopsida, Rosales, Rosaceae.